Erythranthe guttata (spotted monkey flower) is the source of this 1874-nucleotide messenger RNA. Its product is annotated as serine carboxypeptidase-like 18. The record is from RefSeq and is a predicted model, not a curated record. Gene Ontology annotation, molecular function: acyltransferase activity, transferring groups other than amino-acyl groups; serine-type carboxypeptidase activity. Gene Ontology annotation, biological process: secondary metabolic process; proteolysis. NCBI's taxonomy places the organism in Eukaryota, Viridiplantae, Streptophyta, Magnoliopsida, Lamiales, Phrymaceae.
AGCAAAAGGCAUCAUGGCUAAAUACAUGAACACUACUUGUUCGUACUGUCUGCUUCUUUUACUGAUCACCGCCGCCGCUUCUCAGUCCACCGUCAAUACCCUACCCGGUUAUCCCGGACCUCUGCCUUUCAAACUCGAAACCGGGUACAUUGGCGUUGGAGAUGACGAUGAAGUUCAACUGUUCUACUACUUCGUUGAAUCGGAGCGAGACCCGCGAAAGGACCCUCUUAUUUUUUGGCUCACCGGCGGACCCGGUUGCUCUGGGUUUUCCGGCCUCGUUUACGAAAUCGGUCCGUUGGCGUUUGAUGUGGUAGAUUUCGAUGGAAGCUUUCCUUCUUUCACUUUAAAUCCAUAUUCAUGGACAAAGAUCGCAAGCAUUAUAUUCAUAGACUCCCCUGUCGGAACCGGAUUCUCCUAUACCAACACAUCAGAAAGUUACGCUACGUCCGACACUAAAUCAACAGAAGAUAAUUACGUAUUCUUGAGGAAGUGGUUGUCACUCCACCCCAGAUUUGUAAAAAAUCGCCUAUACAUCGCUGGCGACUCUUACGGAGGCAAAAUCACUCCCAUGGUAGCUCGGGCCAUAUCAGAAGGUAACGAAGCCGGACUUCAGCCACGAAUGUUACUCCAAGGAUACAUUGUUGGUAAUUCAAGGACGGAUGCAAAUAAGGAUGACAAUGAAAAGAUUCCUUAUGCUCACAGAAUGGGACUCGUAUCCGAUGAAUAUUUCGAGCUAGCAAAAAGCAGCUGUCUCGGAGAGUACGUGAAUCCGGAUCCAGAUAAUAUAGAAUGCAAAUACGCUCUUCGUCUUGUUAAUGAGUGCACAAAGCUUGUCAACAAUCCCCACAUUCUGGAGCCGAAGUGCAAAUUCUUAUCACCAAACCCUAAUUACUCUCAACGGGGCCCACUAUUUGUAGAAGAUGAUCCAGUCGACGACGUCCUAUUCAUGUCCACACAAGACGACUCGUUAUGCCGUAAUUAUAAUUAUGCGAGCUCUUACGUUUGGGCGAAUAAUGAAACUGUCCAAGAAGCUCUUCACAUAAGAAAGGGAACAAUACCCGAUUGGAAAAGAUGCAAUAAGAGCUUAAGUUAUGAGUAUGAUGUAGAAAGUGUUCUCGAAGAUCAUCGGCUUCUCAGCGAGAAAGGCUUUCAAGCCUUGGCAUAUAGUGGCGAUCAUGACAUGUCUAUACCCUACAUGAGCACUCUAAAAUGGAUACGAGAAUUAAAUCUCACCGUUGACGAUGACUGGAGGCCGUGGACUGCCAACGGACAAGUUGCAGGAUACACACAGAAAUACAAGAACAAUCAAGCCUACAUCACCUUUGCUACAGUCAAGGGUGCAGGUCAUACAGCUCCAGAGUACAAGCCUAAAGAAUGUUUUGCCAUGUUUGAGAGAUGGCUCUCUUUGUACCCACUCUGAUCCAAUACUGCAGGUUCUGGAUUUUAUUAUCUUUGUAUUUAAUUAUUUAACAAAAUAUAUUUAUUUUUGUCACAAAUAAAAUAAAAAGUUGAGAUUAUGGUACAACUCUAUAGAAGAAAAUCAAAUAAGAGAAUAAAGAAAGAAAAGAAACCGAGUGAUUUUGGAUCUUGAUAAAAAUUCCUUGUAUAGAUGUCACAUGUGAUGUAACUAUCAUUCAUUAUUCGACAAAUUACGAAAAACCCCCUAAUGUUUAGGUAAUUACAACCACCCUCGAAAAACCACUCCUUCAGUAGAUAAAUUUAACACCGUAAGGGUGGACGUGUAAGACAAUACGUAGUUGAGGGGAUGGUUGUGUAAUUACCCAAACAUAGAUGGGUGUUUUUGUAAUUUGACGGUACCUGAGGGGUGGCCGUAAAUUACCCUUUGUUUUAUGUGUCUAUUAUCUAUCUGGCCA